CACUAGAGGCAGUGCUGUAGAUUUUUGUUUAAGCACCCCGAACGAGGAAGGACACAAAACAACCCGCGUCGACCAUGGGCAGUGUAUUCGGAAAAGAGACCGUGAAAGAGCCCGCGUUCAAGACGGUCCUCCAGCGAUCGGGGAUCGUUCCCACUCCCUACCAGAUCCGCGAAUACGGAACCCGUUUCGUAGGUGAGAAUUUCGCGCGAUUGGUCGCCACGGAACGUAGGCAUGCUGUGCAUUAGCACGGGGGGUUUCCUGACAACGCUUUGCUUUCCCCCGCUGGUCGGGCUGUUUGGUUUCUCCCUCUGUUGUGUGAAUGGAAACGGAACGAAACGAAUCGAAUCGAAUGAAAUCGAACCCAAAAUCCAGCCGAGGUGGAAUACGCCGGCGGCGACAAGAACACCGGAACCCCGUUCCGGGCACUGGCGAGAUACAUCGGCGUGUUUGGAACGGCCGAGAACGAAGGCGGCGAGGCCAUGGCCAUGACGGCUCCGGUGGCCAUGGAACAGAGAAAGGGCACCCCGAUGGCCAUGACGGCGCCGGUGGCCAUGGAAGGGACGACCGAGGGGRCGGGGCGGAAGCGCAUGAAGUUUUUCCUCCCGGAGGAAUACGACGCGCUCGAAAAGAUUCCGAAACCGACGAACCCCGACGUAAAGAUCACCGAGCUUCCGCCGCAGGUCGGUGUGGUCCACAGGUACUCGGGAAGCCUGACCGAGAAGCUCCACGACGACAAGGCCAGGGCCCUGUCGGCGCAGCUGCGGGAGGACGGGAUCGACCGCAUGACGGAAGACUACGUGCUGCAGCACUACCAGUUCUGGGGRUACAACCCGCCGUUCACGCUUCCAAUGUUCCGGCGCAACGAGGUGUGGCUGGAACUGACCCGAGAAGAAGUCGAGGUUCUCCGCGAAAAGUUCGGGACGGGAGAGAUGAACUAGAGGACGAACACCAAAAGAAUGAUUCGGAACCCGAACCUCGGUCGAUGGAUGGAUGCGCGCAUCCAUCUAUACUGGUUUUUCGAAGCCUCGAGAAUAGAUGUGGUCUGAGUGC
Pseudo-nitzschia multistriata is the source of this 1050-nucleotide messenger RNA. NCBI's taxonomy places the organism in Eukaryota, Bacillariophyta, Bacillariophyceae, Bacillariales, Bacillariaceae. The record is from the annotation of a GenBank genome assembly.